Symbiodinium natans is the source of this 1593-nucleotide messenger RNA. NCBI's taxonomy places the organism in Eukaryota, Dinophyceae, Suessiales, Symbiodiniaceae. The record is from the annotation of a GenBank genome assembly.
AUGUCUGAGCCGCGACCCCCGACCACGGCCAGUGAAACCAGCCGGCGCAGUGGACAGAGCGUGGGAAGCCGACAAAGUCGAAAGAGCGCAACGGUGAGUAUCCACUCACGGGCAUCUGAGGUGGACGUGAUGAGAGUUCCCCCUAGACAACGGCCCAUCCGGGACGGAAGCUUUCUUCCCCAGGCCGGGGCUUUCACUGUCACCGGCCUGCCUGGCUACACGGGGUAUGUGCCUGGGAAGGUGGCCGAAAAUGUGUAUGGCUUGACCUUUCAGAAUGCCAACGACCGGGCUGCAGCGGAGGCAAAAAUGCUGCGCACCACAGGCAGACUGCCAAUGUCGUAUGCAGGACGGACGUAUGAUGGUCCCGCUCCUGGUGCUGAGAUUCCUGGCUACACUGGCUUCAUCCCGGGACGGUAUGCUGACAACAUCAUGGGAACCACGUACGCAAAGGGCGCAGAACUUGCGUACUUAGUCAAGAACCAGCAGAUGGCUGAACGCCUUCACCGAGUGCAAUGCUACCGUCAAAUUCUUACGCACGGCAUGUCAGAUCAGCAAACCUGGACCAUCGUUCCAUAUUGGAUGUGCUUCAUAUGGAGCAAGGAGUCGGGCAUGCGUCUAGCUCACCAACGUGUCUCACAUCAGGCCGCAGGCCUCACACUGUCCUUCGUGGUCAUUGCUCUGCAUGGAGUUGCUGCUGUGUGCACCGAGUUUGUGUUCCAAACGGAAGGCUUCGUCUUCGGUCUGUUCUACACCUUUGCUCAGUGCCUAACAUUCGCUGUGCUGGCGCUGGUGCAGUCUGUGGUCAGAGGAUUCCCAAUGCUGAAGCCAUCAGCUCUACGUGGCUCUGCUAUUGCCGGGCUGGCGAUGACAGUUUCCCAUGGCUGCGGCAUUCUGUCAUACAUCUACGUGAAUUAUACGACAGCCAUGGUCUUCAAGAGCGCUAAAGUUCCCAGCGUUCUACUUGGCGCGAGAUGCAUCAACAAAAUGACGUUGACGGCCCGCGAGCUCUUCUGGGCGCUGAGCAUGAUGAGUGGCCUACUUUUCUUUGCUCUGGGAGACGGGCUGGAGUCGGCAAGAUUUACAGCGUUGGGACUUCUGCUCAUUGCGAUCAAUUUGGCGGGUGGUGCGCUGACGGCAAAUUUGCAGCAAAGCAUACUGCAAUCCUCGGCGCACCAGGCACGUGAGGCACCCUCUGUACGUGGCCUUAUGCUGGUGCAGUACGCUGUAGCUUCCACUAUGCUCCUACUGCAGACCUCUAUCAGCGGCGAGUUUUCCGAUGCCUUCCGCUGGUAUCUUCGGAAUGGCACCGCCGCCUUCUACACGCUCUUGGACAAUGUGCUCACAUACUUGGGUCUUGAGGCUGUGAUGUGCAUCACAAAGGAGUUCGAUGCCACGCGAGCAAACGUCGUGUGCUCCGGGAGGAAAGCGAUAACCUUUGUAUUUUCCUACUUGUUCUUCCCGAAGCCUUUCAACAAUUUUCAUGCGCUUGGCCUUGUCCUGACAAUCCUCGGCGGCUGGAAUUUGCAGCGGACAAAGCACGAAAAGCACGAAAAGCGCGAGCGGCAAACCCAACUGCAUCCCGGCAUUUACUAG